UUAUAAACCUUCUCUCCUACUUUCAAACCCAACCCAAUCUCAACCAUUGAUUUUCUCUCUCUUGUUUUGUAUCUUUCACUUUCUUUUCUCUGGUUCCGAUUUAGGGCACCCGAACUUGGUCUUUGACUCAGAACUAGCUCUGAUCUGCUUCUCAGGUUGUUAAGGAAACACUUCUCAUAUUGUUCUGAGGACUUUGAAUACAAAGGAGGACCAUUUACAGCAAGGGAUGAUUUUUGGCUUGACAUUUUGAAAUUCAUGCCAUGUCGGGGUUACUUAAUUCUUCUCUGAAUGGAUCUGCUUCAAAUCUUCCAGAUGGUGCCGGACGAUCUUUUGCGACAUCGUUUUCUGGUCAGUCUGGUGCAGCCUCCCCAAUUUUUCAUCACACUGGAGCUAUUCAAGGAUUGCACAAUAUUCAUGGGAGCUUUAAUGUUCCCAACAUGCCCGGUUCACUCACAUCGAGAAAUUCAACUAUAAAUAAUGUGCCAUCGGGUGGCGUUCAACAUUCCACUGGAAGUCUUUCUAGUGGAAGAUUUACAUCCAACAAUCUACCAGUUGCAUUGUCUCAACUAUCUCAUGGAAGCACCCAUGGACAUUCAGGAGUCACCAAUAGAGGAGGUAUAAGUGUUGUAGGAAACCCUGGAUUUAGUAGUAGCACAAAUGGAGUUGGUGGUUCUAUUCCUGGGAUUCUUCCUACAUCUGGUGCAAUUGGUAACCGAAAUGCUGUUCCAGGAUUGGGAGUAUCCCCAAUUUUGGGAAAUGCAGGUCCUCGAAUCACUAGUUCUGUGGGAAACAUGGUUGGUGGAGGGAAUAUCGGAAGGACUGGUGGAGGAUUGUCUGUGCCUGCUCUUGCGUCUCGUCUAAAUUUGGGUGCAAACAGUGGAUCCAGUGGUUUAGGAAUGCAAGGACAGAAUCGAUUAAUGAGUGGUGUGCUUCCACAAGGAUCUCCACAGGUAAUUUCAAUGCUAGGAAAUUCUUAUCCCAGCGCUGGAGGUCCACUUUCCCAAAGCCAUGUUCAAGCAGUAAGUAACUUGAACUCUAUGGGAAUGUUGAAUGAUGUGAAUACCAAUGACAGCUCCCCUUUUGAUAUCAAUGACUUCCCUCAACUGACAAGUCGUCCCAGUUCUGCUGGAGGGCCUCAAGGACAGUUGGGUUCUUUACGAAAGCAGGGUCUUGGCGUCAGUCCCAUUGUUCAACAAAACCAAGAGUUUAGCAUUCAGAAUGAAGAUUUCCCAGCUUUACCAGGAUUCAAAGGCGGUAAUGCAGAUUAUGCUAUGGACAUGCACCAGAAAGAACAACUUCAUGACAACGCUGUACCAAUGAUGCAAUCACAGCAUUUCUCUAUGGGAAGGUCAGCUGGUUUCAGCUUGGGGGGUACAUAUUCGUCACAUCGAGCACAACAACAACAACAUGCUCCUUCAGUCAGUAGUGGCAAUGUCUCUUUUUCAUCCGUUAACAACCAGGAUCUUCUCCAUUUGCAUGGAUCAGAUAUUUUCCCAUCUCCACAUUCAACCUAUCAUUCACAGACCAGUGGACCUCCUGGUAUUGGAUUAAGGCCUUUAAAUUCUCCAAAUACAGUUUCUGGUAUGGGUUCAUACGACCAGCUUAUCCAGCAAUAUCAACAGCAUCAAAACCAGUCGCAGUUCCGCCUACAAAUGUCAGCUGUAAAUCAAUCAUUUAGGGAUCAGGGCAUGAAGUCUAUUCAAACCACACAACCAGAUCCAUUUGGUUUACUUGGCUUGUUAAGUGUGAUCAGGAUGAGUGAUCCUGACCUGACGUCUCUAGCUCUUGGAAUUGAUCUAACUACACUGGGGUUAAAUUUGAAUUCAUCAGAAAAUCUUCACAAGACCUUUGGUUCUCCAUGGUCUGAUGAACCUGCUAAGGGCGAUCCAGAGUUUAAUGUGCCACAAUGUUAUUAUGCUAAACAGCCACCUGCUCUACAUCAAGGAUACUUUUCAAAGUUUUCGGUGGAAACAUUGUUUUACAUAUUUUACAGCAUGCCCAAAGAUGAAGCACAAUUAUAUGCCUCCAAUGAGCUUUACAACAGAGGUUGGUUUUAUCACAAGGAACAUCGUUUGUGGUUUAUAAGAGUUCCCAACAUGGAGCCGCUGGUUAAAACAAACACAUACGAGAGGGGAUCUUAUCACUGUUUCGAACCAAGCAUAUUUGAAACCGUCCGCAAGGAUAAUUUUGUUCUUCAUUAUGAAAUGUUGGAAAAGAGACCCCAUCUGCCUCAACAUUGAGGAGGAAACAAAAACUUUAUUGUAAAGUUUCAUUUUGGAUUUAAUGCCUUGGAGUCAUUUUGCAGCA
Messenger RNA from Vigna angularis (adzuki bean), 2307 nucleotides. Its product is annotated as probable NOT transcription complex subunit VIP2. The coding region runs from base 261 to 2240 and encodes 659 amino acids. Gene Ontology annotation, cellular component: CCR4-NOT core complex; P-body. Gene Ontology annotation, biological process: nuclear-transcribed mRNA poly(A) tail shortening; regulation of DNA-templated transcription. The transcript has 14 exons. NCBI's taxonomy places the organism in Eukaryota, Viridiplantae, Streptophyta, Magnoliopsida, Fabales, Fabaceae. The record is from RefSeq and is a predicted model, not a curated record.